AUGCAAGAACGGUUUCUAUUUACGUCUGAGUCUGUAGGAAAAGGCCAUCCAGAUAAACUAUGCGAUCAAAUAAGUGACGCAAUAGUGGAUGCAUGUUUAAAACAAGAUAAUUUCUCUAGAGUGGCAGUUGAUGCUGUAAUAAAGUCUGGAUUGGUUCUUUUGGUUGGAGAGCUUACCACUAAAGCAGACAUAAACUUUGAUGAAAUCACACGAAAUGUUCUGAGGAACGCAGGAUACACUGCAGAUUGGGGGCUCGAUCCAGAUGCAUGCACUGUGCUGACAAACAUCACACAGCAAAGCAUGGACAUAUCAAAUGGAAUAGAGCAGACAAACGAGGACAAAUGGGACCUGGGAGCUGGUGACCAAGGAAUUAUGUUUGGAUACGCCACUGAUGAAACAGAAGAAAAAAUGCCGAUGACCACACACCUCGCACAUAAACUAGCAUACCAUCUGAAUAUACUCAGAACUGAAGUAGAUUGGCUGGGACCAGACAAUAAAACACAAGUCACAAUGGAGUACAUAGAAGGAUACGAAACAGUAGGCAGCGAAGUAGAAAACCAGAAUAACUCUGAUGAGUCUGGUGUACAUGCAUCUGAAAAAAGUAUUAAAGUUCUGCGGCCUGUUAGAGUGGACAGUAUUGUUAUAUCCGCUCAGCACAAAGAAAGUGUUACUACUGAAUACAUCCGGGAGUACUUAAAAACCAACCUUAUUGAAAAAGUAAUUGAUUCAGAGCUAUUAAAGGACACUAAAUACAUUCUGCAGCCAAGUGGUAAGUUUGUAGUGGGUGGACCUAAGGCAGACUCUGGUCUUACUGGAAGAAAGCUAGUAGUAGACUCUUACGGUGGAUGGGGUGCCAAUGGAGGAGGUGCAUACUCUGGAAAAGACUGGAGCAAAGUCGAUAGAAGUGGUGCAUACAUGGCCAGGUGGAUUGCUAAGUCAUUAGUAUCCAGUGGUCUCGCUAAGCGUAUUUUAGUGCAGAUUUCUUAUGCUAUUGGUGUAAAAGAUCCAAUUUCUCUAUAUGUGAACAGCUAUGACAGUUCAGAAUACGACAAUGCAGACAUUCUAAAGAUAGUUCAGAAUAACUUUAACUUACGUCUAGGAAACAUCGUUAAAGAGUUAAGCUUGGACAGACCAAUAUACAAGAACACUGCAGUAUUUGGCCAUUUCGGUAGAGAAGAGUUCCCAUGGGAGAAAGUAAAAGUGCUGGAUAUUCCAAGUGAUCUGCAAAAAGUAAAAAGAGUUAAUAGGGGAUAAAACAUUCUAAAUACACAAAUGCAAGCAUA
Molecule: messenger RNA, 1283 nt
Organism: Nematocida parisii ERTm1
Lineage: Eukaryota; Fungi; Microsporidia
Product: S-adenosylmethionine synthetase
Exons: 1
Coding region: 1-1254 (417 amino acids)
Biological process (GO): S-adenosylmethionine biosynthetic process
Cellular component (GO): cytosol
Molecular function (GO): ATP binding; methionine adenosyltransferase activity
Source: RefSeq, a predicted model, not a curated record